AUGCGCCCCCAGCACAGGACCCAGCACCCAGCAGGUGACACGGGGGUGCCCCAGGUGACAGGUGCCCCCGCCCGGCCCGGCUGCCCGUGCAUCAUCACCUGCAUCGUCAUCGCUGUCACCGGCCCGGACACCUUCGAGCGCGUGUUCGUGUCCCCGGGGCUCCGCGGGGUCCCCUGGUACGUGAUGGCCGGGAACCACGACCACGCCGGCAACGUCACGGCGCAGCUGCGCUACAGCCACCACUCGCCACGCUGGCACUUCCCGCACCCCUACUACAGCCUGCGGCUUCACAUCCCCGGCUCCAACUCCUCGGCGCGGCUGCUGGUGCUGGACACGGUGCUGCUCUGCGGCCACACCGACGAUUUCGGCCUCGGGGACGUCCCCGCGGGUCCCCGGGACGCGGUGGCAGCCGGGGCUCACCUGGCCUGGCUGCGGGCACAGCUGGAAGCGGCCGCCGGGGACAGGUUCGUGCUGGUGGCCGGCCACUACCCGGUGUGGUCGGUGGCCAAGCACGGCCCCACGCCGUGUCUGCUGCGGCUGCUGCGGCCGCUGCUGCGGCGCCACCGCGUCACCGCUUACCUGUGCGGCCACGACCACAACCUGCAGUACCUGGAGGAGGGGGGUGUGAGUUACAUCCUGAGCGGUGCCGGGAAUUUCAUGGAGGAUUCCCGGCCCCACGACGGCUCCGUGCCCCCCGGUUCCCUCCGGUUCUUCUUCGGGAGCCCCACGAGCCCCGGCGGCUUCGCCCACCUGCGCCUGGAGCCCAGCGCGGUCACUGUCACCUUCCUGGAGGCCACCGGGCGCGUCCUGCACCGUGUGACGCUGCCCCCCCGGCACGUCUGAGCCCCGGGGACAACUGGGACAACUGGGGACACUGGGACCCCAUUCCUGGGGACACCCCCUGACCUCUGAAUCCCCCCAGGGGACACCG
Sturnus vulgaris (Common starling) is the source of this 931-nucleotide messenger RNA. Lineage: Eukaryota; Metazoa; Chordata; Aves; Passeriformes; Sturnidae. The record is from RefSeq and is a predicted model, not a curated record.